Molecule: messenger RNA, 6345 nt
Organism: Cladocopium goreaui
Lineage: Eukaryota; Dinophyceae; Suessiales; Symbiodiniaceae
Source: the annotation of a GenBank genome assembly
GCGCACAAGGCAGCGGUGAAGGAAUGGUUGAAGGAAGGAGGCUGUGUUGGUCCCAGUCCCGAUGCAGCCCCGUCAUUGAGUCAGUUUCAAGAGCUGAUGGAGUGCUUUGGCGACAAAAGAUCAUUGUCGCAAAAAGAGCUGCAAAUGGCAUGGUGUUUGGCAGAGGGGUUAAAAGCUUUGGACCAAAAGUUCAUUGCGAAAUCUUCUCGCAUUUCUUUGAUGCGGGAUGAGCGGCAUGGGCGGUUGGCCAUACGAUUCAUGGCUGUGGCCCCAGACUUGACAACUCGAAGUGGCUUUUUAGGCCAAGCAAGGCAAGCUGGAACAGGUUCGAAUCCCACGCACGUCCCCUUGGCAGCAGCUAUGUUGGCUGAUGCGGCCGACACAAGUCUUGCUUUAACUCGAUCCUUGGAUACGGAGCAUGUUGAUCCUGCAAAGCUGAAAGGUGACUUGCAAGUCUACAUGCGACAAAUUCGCAGUCUUUUUGUUGAAGGUCGUUGUGCGACUGUGUUCGGCUUCACCUCGACUGUUCUUACCCAAUUGAAGCUCCGUGCACAGUGGGAAGACCUGUAUCCCCGUGCCCAACUGGAAUACAAAGAACAGGUUGGCUCACUGAAAGAAAGCAAAGAUAUGGUCCACGAUGGCAACAAAGAAGCCUGGAGAGCUACUUUGGCCAGAAUCAAAAGAAAACAGGUUGACCCAGGUUUGACUGAGAGCAGCUUCCUUCGGAGACGUCGCUGCGCGGCUGCUGCGGCCGCAGAGUCAUAUUCAGGAACCCAGGAGCAAGCCGACCCCCUAUUCUUCACUGAAGGUCAUCAGAAGGAAAUGUUUUUUUUGGAAAAGAAAAGCCGCAUUAGGCGAAUUCAGGCCACUGCGGAGAAGUCCUUACCAGACGCGACUUUGCAAGAUCAACAAGACGCAGAGGCUGCUUCGGCCAGAUUUGCAGAGAAUCAAAAGAAAAGACGCGAGAAGGCAAGUAGGAUUGAAAGGCAUGUUAGCAACAAACACAGGGAUGCCUUGCUCGCCGAUUUAUCUGGCUCUAAAGCUUUCCUGGCUGUUUCGGCCAAUAUGGAAUUGACUGCAAGUUUAGCCAACAAUGGAAUCCAAGUGACAGCGCCAGCCUCCCAAGCACAUGUCAUUGUUUGCGACAAGCCAGGUGAAAGCUUACUGCCAGCAUCCCUACAACUGAUGAUAGGCAUUUUCGCUUUGAAGCGGUUGCAGCUGCCGGUGGAAGUUUCAUUUUGCAGCGACACAGACCCACACUGCAGAAAACUACUGGAAGCUGCUCACAAGCCAAAAUGUUUUUUCGACGAUGCCGAACAACGAAAGCCAGAGGAUGAGAUCCCUGUGGACGUAUACAUUAGUACCCCGCCAUGCCAGCCAUGGAGUUCACAGGGAAAAAGGAAAGGUCUCCAAGAUCCCCGGGGGAGGUUGCUGAAAGUGCCUUUGAGGUAUACAAAGCGGCACAAACCAAGGGUCUUUCUGAUGGAGAAUGUGAAGGGUCUCUGCCACCGGAAAAACAAACCGGUACUCCGCGGCAUCCGAGCCACGUUAGAGAAGCUGGACUACAGGGUCUGGCUUGGAGUCUUAAACGCUGUGGAUUUCCAAAUCCCGCAAAAGAGACAAAGGCUCUUCAUUGUCGCGAUCCGCAAAGACUCCUGCAGGAGACCUUUCAAGUGGCCCAAAAAACUCGGUAAGCGAAGGCUGUCAGAGGCCUUGGACCCGAUGCAGGCUGCAGAUCGGCCUGGUCGGUUGCCGAAAAAUCAAAGAGCCAAGGCUUUGGCUUUGGCUGCCUGCCGAAAAGUUAACAAGGAGGGCAUUGACCCACGACAGGUUCCUGUUGCCAUAGACGUCGGCUGCAGCCAAAAAUAUGCCACCUUUGGCAUUGAUGUCAGCCGCACCUUGAGCCAAGCUCGCGCCAAGACAGAAGCGGAGACUGACGAGGCAAACUUCUGUCAGUAUGUCUAUGUGACACAGCUUUUUGUCAAAGAGAAGCCAGCAGAUUUCUUCGGUCUCGCAGAGAUGGAAGACGUGUACGAAUGCACUCGCAAUGCCAUUUUUUGGUGCUACUGCCACCUGGCCCCAGACAUCAGAUCUGAAUUUGAAUGGCAGAUUGUGAUUGCACUGGACAUGCUGACGACUUUGCGUUACACAGAUCCCGACAGCUUCCCAGACAGCCGAAUUGUCGCUGGUUUGCCAGAUGCGGUGGAAGAAACCAAGUUGCCCCUGACCCAUGCAACCAAGCGCGACUUCUAUGUGGCCACGCUCUUCAUCAGCUAUCUCGACGCUUGCCCGCUGAAUUAUUGUGGCUUCAGAUGGUCUACGUUUCGUGAGAACCUGUGGGAGUCCUUCAACAAGGCAGUCCAGAGAUCAGAAGUAAACAAUGAAUUGAAGAUUGGACACUUCUCAGGAGAGGGCGAUUUGCCCUCUCCAACCGCAGGAGAGGUCGUCGUCUUCACAGGUCGUCAUGUUGAGCUUGGCUGUUUCGGCCACCCUGGCUGCUUCGGCCACUUCGCCUUCGUCGUCAGUGAGGCUGUUUCGGCCUGGAGUGCUGACAUGCCAAGCCCCAUGGACUCAGGGUGGGCGCCCAUGUUGUGUAUCGACUGUGGUGGCGUCUUAACCCGUUAUGGAGAUGUCAAGUACGACGGCGAGGAAAUCUACAAGGCGACGAUGCCAGGAGCAUGGGCUUUCCUGCUUUUGUGGCAGGCUUGCUAUGGCGAAGAUGCUGUGAGAAUCAUUUCGAAGGUGAAAUGGUUCCCACACAAAGAGAAGCAUUGGGUGGUGAGACACGCGAUGUCUCUUGGGUUGUCCUCGGACCAGGUCUUCUUGACGGAUCAGAACAGCAACAAAGGAUACUACGCGCGCCGCUCCAAUGGCACCGUGGUCGUCGACGACAGGCUGGAUUGCUUGCAGAGCAUGAUGAACGGAAGCUCAAAAAGCCUGCAGACAGCUGUCCUGUUCGGGGGCGCCGAUCCACGAAACGAGAAAAAGGUGCACUGCAUCAGCGACUUCAGAGACCUUGCCGUCUUGCUGGAGGUCUACCCGAAUGGUACGGUUUGGGACUGGCUCAUGGACGAAGGCCCUCCAAACAAACCUCAUGACGAAGCAGUGCGAGACGACCUCCUGCAACGCUUGAAGGCCAUGGACGACGCCCGAGCCUGGCUACCAACUUCAACGGCAAACAAAAGAAAGGUUGAGGCUGCAUCGGCCUUGUCGUCGAGCAACUGGGUCCCAAAAGGUUCUGCAGCGCCCGCCGGCGACAAUGACGACGAUGACGAGCGUCCGCCGCCUCCAGACAACGUCGUCUUUUUGUACCGCAAGUCUGCUGCAAAAAAAACCAGUCAAGAAGGAAUCGCCGCCGCCGUCGACGAGACCGCCAAAGCAAUCCACAAUCAAAGAAGAGCCGGACUACGGCGGCGACCAGGUGAAGCAGCUGCAGUGGCAGCAACAGGCUGGGUGGUACUACCCGUACUACCAGGCCGCGGCGGCUGCUUCGGCCGCGCAAGGCAGCCAGCCGGCGGCACCGGCUGCAUCGGCCGGGCCGCCGCCUUGGGGGGGCCGACGUCCGGAUUCGAGCUGGACGCAGGCAAAGAUGAAGCGUGCCGAGCAGCACCGUGCUACCGGAGGGCAGACGGCACAGCGGAUGACCCCGGCAAUAGCAUGUUGCCGAUGUGGGAAGAAUCAGCCGGGCGCAUAUUGCCCUGCCAGGUGCUGCAGGAGGUGCUGCACGCAGUCGAGUUGCCCACAGCACCAUGGCUGAAUCGGCCAUGUGCUGACUGGCCUUCACUGGCUGCUUCGGCCAGGGCGAAUCUUCACUGGCUGUUUCGGCCAGACGGUAGCACCACUGGCUGUUUCGGCCAGACGGCAGCAUGGCUAAGACGGCCGUGCGACACUGGCUGCUUCGGCCAGGUCAAUGACGACGGAACGCGACAGUGGAAAGGGGAAAAAAGCAAGCAGGGACAUCAGGCUCAUUGGAUUAAGGUGCAUGAUGAUUUGGCCCGAAUUUUCUCACACGAAUUAUUCAAAGACAUAUUGACAGCAGACCCUUUGUCUGUCAAAGAUGGCGGCAGAGAGGCAGCACUCGACGCUACUCAGGCUGCUUCGGCCUUGAAAAACGCUGGCGUCUAUAAGUGUGCCGCCAAUUUUUUCCAUCAAGACUUCCUUUUCAUGGCCACGCACAAAGUGCCUAUGAACGAAGCGCAGGUGCAGCAAAUCAAAGACUAUUGGUUUCCCAAAAAUGAACCGCCGUCAUUGUGCCCCUUUGUCAUCACAGUCGCUUUGGAAACCCCUGGCUGCAUCGGCCAACGUCCACAAAACGGUUUCCAACGUCUCAGUCCUCCAGAGCCGGUACACGCCUUGCUGUUUGCACUGGCUGAAGCCAUUGAAAGCAAAGCAAAAGUUGGAGUAUUGCGCGCUUUCAGAAGUUGCAUCCUCACUGCGACCUUUGUGUUCGAAAUCUGUCCUGUUGGUGAAGACCGCUACUGGCGUGCACAAAACAUUCGUGAAGAGAUGGUUGAAAAGGGUUUGUCGGUUCAGUUGUCAUUGUGUCAAGCAGUUUUGGAAUGGUGUGACCAAAACUGGCUCACUUCGUCUGCUUGGAAAUCAAUUUACGCCUUGCAAGCAUUGCUUGACAGAGGAGGCACGCCUGAGAUGAUUGCCUGGUCCCUGGAAGGGAUGGUGGAUGGCGUCCGCAUGUCUUUUCUAGAUGGUGGACACUUUGUUAUUAGCAAGCUGAAAGAUUCAAGGGCCAGCUACAUUGAAGUCCUCAAAAUGAAGCGCAAAACUUUGUUGCAUUUACUGAACACAUGGCUGAAUGACUUGAAGCUGGAGAAAAAAUGGAAAGACAACAUCAAGAGCUACUGCGGCUCCUAUGAGAUGUUGCGAAAGCAUAUUUCGCCAUACCCUGAUACGCAGGCUGAUACGGCCUGGUUGCUGGGUUGCCCGCCAAGUGUUUCUGAAAUUUGCGAGUUCCUGGAUCAACUUGUCUUUGGAUCCCACUAUGACGCAAGAUACAAGGAUGCAAUCAAGAGCAAACACGAGGUGGAAGAUUUCUUGAAUUACACAACUCUAAAGACCACCAUGGAAACCAUUGAAAAAAUGACUCGCCAAGAGGACAAGCCCGAGGGACUCAAUGGCGAUGAAGAGCAGAAAGCAAGAACGGAAGAGGAAAGACAGGAAACAGAACUGGAGGCUGCUUCGGCCUCUGAGGCUGCUGCGGCCUCUGAAGCUGCUCCGGCUUCUGAAGAAGUGGAAGACAAUGGUCUUAGUGAGGCAGACAAGGUCAUGUGGAGACAGCACAUGCGCAAGAUCCUCAACCAGCAUGUGCGAUUUGUCGCCGAUCACCGCACCAAUGUGGAAUUGGAAAGUGCCUUGAAAGAAACACCUUUCAUGUCCUUGCGCGGAGAUCAAACAGGAAUGGCCCUCUUCCACUUUGAUUUGAAAAAAUAUGGCGAGCCCACCACACGGCCAGACUUGAGAACCCCAACCUUUCGUGAAAACCUCUACACCCGGCUUGUCAAGAGCGUUCUUGCUGCGCGGCAAGACGCAAUGGGCACUCCCAACCCCAACCUUCAGGCAGGGGAAGUUGCAUUGAUUUUCGAUGCAGGAAAAAAAGGACUUAUGAAAAAGUUGCUCAGCCCAUGGAAAGAAGGAACAGCCAAAACCAAAGAGGAGGACGAAGAAGCGGAGGAUGAUGGAGAAGAAGAUGCAGAAGAGGAAGAUGACAAGCCGACCUUUUGCGUAGACACCCUGAUGAUUGGAUAUUCAGAGUCGUCGCUAUCCGCACGAAAGAAGCGGCUCCGUGGAACUUGCACUCUGAAGCAGAUGGAGUCAUGUCACAUUUUGUCAUCCAAAAGGUUGUCCCUGCCAAGCCGUGACAGAAAGCACUACGCAGGUUCAACCACUGGCGACUUGAUUUCCAACGUGCACAUGCCUGCUUGGUCUUCUGAGUGGCAGCUGCCUUGGAAAGAAAAAAAGGAGCUUUUGGGGAAAAAACACAUGAUAGCUGUCGGAGGUAAGACACAAAACAAGGAGGAAGAGAAGCAGAACAGCAGAUCCAGCAAUGGCUUGGAGCCAGUUUGCUUUCACAGUCCACCCUAUGAGCUCUGCGACGAGUUGAUCCACGACUUUUUCGCGAAGAUCAUUAUCGAUCUGACACCUCUGGACGGCCGCAUGGCUUGGGCUGCCUUGCGAAAUCGGGUAGGGUAUGUCGGAGUUGCCUUCAACCCGGAGCACCAACGCCUUCUUGAAGACCGGCUGCUUGCUUUGCUUGAAAAGGAAAUGACAAACCCUGAGUCCAGCUUGUUUUCGUCAGCUUACAGUGAAGCCGUCGGCGGUGGCAGUGGUAAG